CCGAUUUCGCGUUUCUUCCUUUUUCUCUCUCAUCUGGCGUCUGACCCUUCAUAAUCUUCCUCGUUAAGAUUCAAUAUCUUCUCAUUUCUUGGGGUUCUUAUCUCCUCCCGCUCCUCCCUCCUCCUCUUGCAUCUCACCCCUCAACUACACUCUCUGCUCUGCCAUCUUCCUAUUCCUCCGUAUCAAUCAGGUCAAAGCUUGGUGGAUUCUGAAUCGCAGAAUUUCAAGCAAAACUCUUGUUUCUUUCUGAUUGUAAGAAGAUAAGCCCGCAAUCUCAUAUCCGGACACGCGCGUGAAACAGUAUGGCGGAAGAGCACCGAUGCCAAACACCCGAAGGCCACCGGCUUUGCGCUAACAACUGUGGCUUUUUCGGAAGUCCGGCCACCAUGAAUCUCUGUUCCAAAUGCUACAGAGAUUUCUGUCUCAAGGAACAGCAGCAAGCCUCUACGAAAGCAACCAUCGAAACCGCUCUCUCAUCGUCAUCCGCCCCUGCGCCUUCGCUGGCCACGGAGGCCCUCCCUCCUGCGCAGGCAUCGAAAGCGCCGGAUGUUGCGGUGGACGCGUUGAUCUCGGCGCCGGCAGCCGCCGUAGAAGUUGGCACGGUGGCACAACCAAACCGAUGCGCGACGUGUCGCAAAAGGGUCGGGUUGACCGGGUUCAAGUGCAAGUGCGGGAUCACGUUUUGUGGCGUCCACAGGUAUGCGGAGAAGCACGGGUGUAGCUUCGAUUUCAAGGUGGUGGGCCGAGAGGAAAUAAGUCGAGCGAAUCCUGUCGUCAUCGCUGAGAAGCUGCACAAGAUUUAAUCUGAGCCGUUAGUUGCCGAGUUGGACCGCAUGGUUCAAAGAAGAGAUUUGAGAGAGGCCGUCCAUCGUUUUAAUCUGAUACCCAUUGUGCGACGCUUGAUCACAUGUACUAAAAAUUUAGGAAAUUUAAGAUGAAAUUGGCUUUUAUCUUAUCGUCUUGAAUGAAAGAUUGAAUUGAGUAAGUCAUGUAAUUUGGCUUUCCUAUUUGUAAAAAGCUAAAUAGAAUCAUCCUUUUGUGAAAGCUUUCCGAGAGCUACUUACCAUUACAGGCCCACCCAC
This is a messenger RNA of Prosopis cineraria, 1082 nucleotides long. Its product is annotated as zinc finger A20 and AN1 domain-containing stress-associated protein 4-like. Bases 303 to 803 code for a protein of 166 amino acids. The record is from RefSeq and is a predicted model, not a curated record. Gene Ontology annotation, molecular function: zinc ion binding; DNA binding. NCBI's taxonomy places the organism in Eukaryota, Viridiplantae, Streptophyta, Magnoliopsida, Fabales, Fabaceae. The transcript is spliced from 2 exons.